AUGGAGAUGAAAACUGUCACAAACAUUCUAUGGUCGUCGCACUUCCAUGUGAGACUCGCGGAUGUGGAGCCUUUCCGCGCAUUUGGCAAAGCGGCGACUAGACAUGUGAGGCAGUGCUCGGGCUACAACAUUUUUGUCAGCCAUGACUGGCAGACGUCCCGUUGGCUGAAAUAUGCUUCGUUGCUGGUACUUCUCAACUCCAGAGCAGCUGCUCUGGCUACACUGGUUGUGAGUCUUGCACUCGGUUUGUUGGUUGCCUAUGAGGUCUGGCCAAACUACAGCUGGUUGGUGUCAAUUGGAUACUUGACAUUUGCCCUAUUCUUCCUCUUUUGGCAACACAUUCGGGACAUUUUCUGGGCACCAAAGCUGGCUUUCCUCGACAAGUUGUGCAUCCCACAAGACGAUGAAGAAGUCAAGGAGAAGUGCAUCCUUGGCCUUGCAGGCUUUUUGAAGCGCUCUGGAAAGCUGGUGAUUCUCUUUUCAGAAUCCUACAUUGGCCGGCUUUGGUGCAUAUAUGAAAUCACUGCUUUUAUGAGAAUGCAUUCCAGCCAGGUGCAUAUUGAUAUGCAGACUGUACCGGUUGUUCUGCCUUUGCUCAUUCUACUGCAUGCUGCUUGGUGGUUCGCAGUCAGACUUCUCACUUUCCUCAUUUGGCAGACCUCUCAGGGAAGCUCUACAACGAACGUACUAGCAGUUGUUGCUGUCGGCCUUGCUGUGAUGUUCUUGAUCACAUAUCCUUUGCAGGCUUGGGUUGGGAGGCGGUUGACGAAGAAUUUGCAAAGCCUCUCCCGGCAACUGCGAGAAUUUGAUGUCCACGAAAGCAAAUGCUCUUGCUGCUCUGCUGGCCAUGAGAGGCCAAGUGGAGAGAGAAUCCCAUGUGACCGGGAUCUCAUCUAUCAAAGGCUUGCUGACUGGUAUGGAAAUGAUGAUGAUGAUUUGCAAGGAAGGCUUGAGAGUUUCAACAAAGCUGUCCGAACCCAAUUUGCUGAUCGGAUUUUGUCAACCUGGGCGGAGCAAUCCAUCCCCGUCAAGGGUUUUAUUUGUACUGUCUUCAGUAUGAACACUCCAUUCUUGAUCAUUAGGAUUCCAGAUGCCAUUGGGCAAGCCCAGCAGCAGCCUUCAGCAACUCUUGCUUGCAUCGUUGCAAUCAACGUGUUGAUUGUCGGCUGGGGAUACAUUUGGCCAGCAAUGCUUUUCUACCUCUGGGCAUGCAAGACUAUGUGGACACUCACCCUGCAGUACAAUCAAUGGCCGAUCUUGAUCGAAGUAGGCGCUGCCGCUUUUGUCCUUCUUUCUUGGGGCAUCGUUGCUGGAGCCUGUGUUUUUUCGGUGCUUUUCCGAUGGUGGGCUCCGCUAGUUGUGUUUGUUGUGGUCAUGGCUCUUGGCCUCUAUCUUCUGCGCUUCUUCACCCUCCCGAUGAAGCGAUGUCGGAAAAACACAGUUGAAAAACCUUCGGCAGAGUGUGCCCAGGUUGUCAGGGAUGACAUGUCGAGCUUCUCCAUUUGA
This is a messenger RNA of Cladocopium goreaui, 1506 nucleotides long. The record is from the annotation of a GenBank genome assembly. Lineage: Eukaryota; Dinophyceae; Suessiales; Symbiodiniaceae.